This is a messenger RNA of Loxodonta africana (African savanna elephant), 2599 nucleotides long. Its product is annotated as olfactory receptor 51G2-like. Gene Ontology annotation, molecular function: G protein-coupled receptor activity; olfactory receptor activity. NCBI's taxonomy places the organism in Eukaryota, Metazoa, Chordata, Mammalia, Proboscidea, Elephantidae. The transcript has a single exon. Gene Ontology annotation, cellular component: plasma membrane. Gene Ontology annotation, biological process: G protein-coupled receptor signaling pathway. Bases 294 to 1301 code for a protein of 335 amino acids. The record is from RefSeq and is a predicted model, not a curated record.
UGGGAUUCCAUUUAAACACAAAUGCAUUACUGAAUUUUGCUUAUUAAAAGCUGAUUGUUUCAAUUUUAAUAAAGCUCUUUUCUGUGUUUCCUUUCUCUAAGCUAAGUCUUAUUAUCUGGGGUGAUAAAUAAUGUAGAAGGGAAGAUCCUUAUAGACUUUGGUUAUCAGAUGUAUUGGACAUGCCAUGUCAUCUUUCAUUAGCAUAGUCAGGGUCUACUUAAAAAUGCAUUAAUUCGGCUAGUAAUCAUUCAAGUUGUAGUGCAGAUACUCUCAGUUUCUAAAGUUCAACAACUAUGUCUCAGAUAAUGCAUUUUAUUCUAGAAAAGGCAUGCAACUCUGGCAUCAUGGUUCCUGUCAAUAGCACCAACUCCAAAUUCUCCACGUUCCUGCUGACAGGCAUCCCUGGACUGGAGGCUCUUCACAUCUGGAUCUCCAUACCCUUCUGUGCCAUGUUCUUCAUUACCUUGGUGGGCAACAUGACCAUCAUGACAGUUAUCUGGAGGGAGCAGACCCUCCAUGUGUCUAUGUACCUCUCCCUAGCCAUGCUGGCUGCCUCGGAUCUAGGUCUGUCCGUCUUCACCUUCCCCACAAUGUUGAGGAUCUUCUGGUUGGAUUCUCGAGAGAUGACUUUCUCUUCUUGUUUCACCCAAAUGUUCUUUAUUCAUACCUUCCAAAAAUUUGAGUCUGCUGUUAUUUUGGUGAUGGCCUUUGACCGCUAUGUGGCCAUUUCUCAUCCGUUGCACUAUUCCUCCAUCCUCACUAAUAGAGUGAUUGCUAGGAUAGGUUUGGCCGUUUUUGUGCGAACUUUGGCUGUAGAGGUGCCUCUUCCCAUCCUCUUGAGGAGGCUAUGCUUCUGCCACUCCAAUGUACUUUCCCAUUCCUACGGCCUGCAUCCUGACAUCAUAAAGCUUUCUUGUUCCAGCUCUAGGAUCAAUAGCAGCUUGGGAUUGUUUGUGGUGCUCUCCACCAUGGGACUUGACUUUUUACUUAUUCUCCUUUCUUAUGUGCUGAUUCUGAAAACUGUACUGAGCAUCGCUUCACAUGGUGGCCGCCUGAAGGCCCUCAACACUUGCAUUUCCCACCUCUCUGCUGUGGUCCUCUUCUUUACUCCCAUAAUCUGCUUGUCUAUGUUGCACCGCUUUGGCCCACGGCUUCCCUCAUACAUCUAUGUGCUUAUGGCCAACAUGCAUUUCCUCAUUCCUCCUGUGAUGAAUCCCAUUGUCUAUGUGGUGAAAACCAAGCAGAUGUGGGAGAAAAUACUUAGGUUUUUCAUCAAAAGAAGACCUGGAGAAUCAAAGUAACAUUUUAAAAAAUAUUUGGUAUAUGAAUAGUGUGGUUCGCAUUCAAUUGGCAGGUACCUUUUGAUUCUAAGAAGACAGGGGCAUCUCGAUCUAUUUUAUUUUUUCAACCACACAAUUUUCUUUUUCAGCUACAGCUCUCCUGCAGCCUAAUUAUGGAAGAUGCUUUUGUGAGAAUCAUUAGUCACAGUCUGAAAACCAUUUAGAAAUAUGUUAUGGUGUUGGCCUUAGUGUUCUAAAAAAGAAAUUUGGCAUUCCAGUUUGUUUUAUUUAGUGUUUAUUAUUCACUUCUACUCUUUAUUAAAUUACAUAUAUAUAAAUAUACACACACACAUUAUAUAUAUAUAUAAAAUAUUAUUUAUUUAUGUAUUUUAUUCUAUGUCCCGAAGUCUCUCUGUAAGGCUGAAGUUUCAUAUCAGCCAACAUAGAUUAAACCAGUUAAGGAGAGUAUGUGUUUUGAGAAUUCAUAAUCAGCUGGAAUAAAAUAUUGAUAAUGUGCUUAAUUCUAGUGAGACAACUGUUAAGACAUUAGUAAACUUUUUCUUUUUUUUUUUUUAAUGAUGUUGAGGCAAAGCCCAGGUCUUCAAGUAGAAAAAAUAAUAAUGAUAAUAAUAAAAACAAUUAAAAAUUUCUAAAACAACCCAUGAAGCCAAUUAUUCAUUUCGGUUUUAGCUAAUCCGUAGAUGAGGUAACUGUCAUCUUGAACUUUUCAUCACAAGACACUCUCAAAAUUUUUCAAUUACCAUGUAAACUGCACCCAUUUAUAACUAUAUAAACUAACGGAAAUUUGCCUGUUUCAUGUCUACAUCAGACAUCCUUGCAGGAUUGAUUAGUGCUCUUUUCUAACUCAGAUGGCACCCAUGAAAAAUUUAGAAUGCUGGUCUGUUUGGCUAAGUUUAUUAAAAUGAACUCCUCUAGUGUUUGAAAUCUCUUUCAUAACAGUGUCUCUUAAUUUUUUUCUCUCAUUUUUUAUAUAUUCACCUGUCAUCCUUGAUAACAUCUGGGGACAUAUCAACUCUAUGUUAACGCUUUCUUGUAUUCAUCAUUUGCUGGUAGUUAUCAUACCCAUCCUGUUUCAUUACUCAUUUAAUACUAGACAACCCUGUGAUGGCUACUGCUUAGGUUCUUUCUUCUUUGGAAAUUUCCUGGUCAAGUCCAAUUCCAUUCCUUCAAUCAUGUCAACAUUUAUUAUUCAUUCUCUGUGGCUUCUUUGAGGAUCCCUGAUGGCACAGUCGUUAAGAGCUCGGCUGCUAACCACAAGGUCAGGAGUUCAAACCCCUCAGCUGCUCUGUGGGAGAAAG